Molecule: messenger RNA, 749 nt
Organism: Acromyrmex echinatior (Panamanian leafcutter ant)
Lineage: Eukaryota; Metazoa; Arthropoda; Insecta; Hymenoptera; Formicidae
Biological process (GO): sensory perception of smell; detection of chemical stimulus involved in sensory perception of smell
Cellular component (GO): plasma membrane
Molecular function (GO): olfactory receptor activity; odorant binding
Source: RefSeq, a predicted model, not a curated record
UGCUGUUUUCAUUAUGUCUGGACCUGUUACACUAGAUCAACCGUUUCCAACAAACGCUGAGUAUCCAUUCGAUGUUUAUCAUCAACCUUUAAGAUCUAUUAUCUUUAUACAGCAGACUAUAGCUUGCGUGCAAGGUGCUGCCCAGCUAUGUAUGAAUAUUUUUAUGGCGCUCUUAAUAUGGUUUACGUCGGCAAGACUUGAAAUACUCAUCGAAAAACUGCAAAGAAUCACAAACAUUUCUGAAUUAAAAAAAUGUAUUCAAGAACAUCAAAAUCUAUUAAAAUAUGCGGAAGAAGUGACCAUUUUAAUUCGUCCUAUAGCAUUAUCAACUGUGAGCCUCAGUACUAUCGCACUAAUAAUAGUAGGCCUCAUUUUAUUGACUGAUCAGCCGUUGUCAAUGAAAAUCCAAUGCGUUGGUAUAAUGUUUAGUGGAUUAUCAGUGGUAUUCAUGUAUACGUGGCCAGCAGAACAUUUGAUUCAUAUAAGUGAUGAAAUUGGACAAGCAAUCUUUGAUACGGAAUGGUAUCAACAAUCAAUCGCUCUAAGGAAGACUCUACACAUAGUUAUGUUAAGGGCUCAAAAACCAAUAAUUAUCUCAGUACCAUGUGUUAUGCCCGCAUUAUCUUUAAAAUACUAUGCAUCGUAUUUGUCGACUAUAUUUUCCUAUUUCACAACGCUUCGAGUAACCAUGCAAAAUGUUUGAGAUGGAAUGAGCAAAAACAUAUGCUGAUAAAAUUGGAAAAUAUUCA